UAUUUGGGCAGGAAUGCAUACUGUUAGGUACUUUGAUGGAAAAACGUACAAGUGGGUUGGGAUAAGCCGUCAGCCUAAUAUUAUUGGAAAAGUCAAAAGAACACUAGAACAAUUUACACCAGCUCAGUGGGACAAAGAUGAGUGGCAUCCCCUGCUUGGUCCAUGGCGUUUCAUUCAAGUUGUUAGUCUUUGUAUCGUCUUCCUCACAGUUGAGCUCAACACCUUUUUUCUGAAGUUCUAUUUGUGGAUUCCUCCUCGAAACCCCAUUAUUGUGUAUAGGUUGAUAUUGUGGUGGCUAAUAGCAAUUCCUACAAUCUGCGAGUACAACUCAUAUCUUCAAGACAGAAAACCAGCGAAAAAAGUCGGCGCAUUCUGUUGGCUUUCCUUAGCUAUUUGCAUAGUAGAGCUUCUCAUUUGCAUCAAGUUUGGACAUGGUAUGUUACUCUGCAACUAUUAUUAG
Molecule: messenger RNA, 460 nt
Organism: Humulus lupulus (European hop)
Lineage: Eukaryota; Viridiplantae; Streptophyta; Magnoliopsida; Rosales; Cannabaceae
Product: CDP-diacylglycerol--serine O-phosphatidyltransferase 1-like
Exons: 3
Coding region: 14-460 (148 amino acids)
Biological process (GO): phosphatidylserine biosynthetic process
Molecular function (GO): L-serine-phosphatidylethanolamine phosphatidyltransferase activity
Source: RefSeq, a predicted model, not a curated record